CUGCGACCUAGCACCUAUUUCUCAUAUAUUGGACAAGAUACUAGUAUGGUCCAAGCAUGACUGCACUCAAUUGGCAGGAAUCCAGGCCGAUGUGUGCCGUAUUGUAUUAUUGGAUUGCUCGCGAUAGACUUUUCCCGAUGCGAUUGUCUCGUCCAAAAAAUUUCCCGCAACUUCGACGCCGACCACGCUUCAAGGCCGAUGGGUGCUGGUCGAUAACUCCUCCUAUUCCCCCAAAUCCGCCGUUUCGAAUCUCGGCCCCCCGCCAGAUCAAUUCAUUUUGACCUUGGCCGAUAGCAGCCAUGGCUGCCCCCGUCCUCCCCCUCCAGCAGGUCAAGCUUCCGGCCCUGCCCUCGACCCGAUUGACGCCGGAGCAACAAUACUGGAAGACCUUCAAGAAUCCUCUCCUGAUCCCCUCACCUGCCAAUGGCCCCGUCAACCUCAUCACGCAACCCUCCGCUCCAUCCUCCGCCUCCGCCUUCCCUUCCCUCACCCAGCCCCCCGACGUCUUCACCGUGACCACCGGCGCCCGAGUCCAGAUCUACUCCAUCCGCACUCGCAAACUCCUCCGCACAAUCACCCGCUUCGAUGACACGGUUCGAGGCACCGAUGUCCGUCCGGACGGGCGCGUCAUCGCCGUCGGUGACGACUCCGGUACCGUCCAGGUGUUCGACGUGACCUCCCGGGCCAUCCUGAAGACCUGGAAAGACCACAAGCAACCCGUCUGGGUCACCAAAUUCUCGCCCAGCGACCCCACAUCCGUUCUGACGGCCAGUGACGACCGCACGGUGCGCCUCUGGGAUCUCCCCAGCCAGACCAGCGCCAAGGUGUUCCUCGGCCAUACCGAUUACGUGCGCAGCGGUGCCUUCAUGCCCGGAUCCCUGGCCUCCUCCGGCCUGGUCGUCUCCGGUAGUUACGAUCGGACCGUGCGCCUCUGGGAUCCCCGCGUUGAGAACCGUUCCGCCAUGACCUUCAAGAUGGGCGCCCCGAUCGAGACCGUCCUCCCCAUGCCCACCGGCACCACGGUGCUCGCCGCGGCCGACAACAAGAUCGCCGUGCUGGACAUCGUGGCCGGCAAGCCCUUGCACAUGAUCCAGAGCCACCAGAAGACGGUCACCUCCCUGGCACUGGCAUCCAACGGCGAGCGCCUGCUCUCCGGUGCGCUGGACGGCCACAUGAAAGUCUUCGAAACGACCGGCUGGAACAUGGUCUCCGGCUCCAAGUACCCCUCCCCCAUUCUCUCCCUGCGCGCCAUCACCUCCGGCGUCGCCCAAGAAGACAAGCACAUCGCCGUGGGUAUGCAAUCCGGUCUCCUCUCCAUCAAGACCCGCCUCUCCGGGCAACAAAAGAUCCGGGAGCGCGAGCGCCGCAAGGAAAUGCAAGCCCUCCUCGAGGGCAAACUCGAAGAACACGACCGCAAGGUCGCCAAGCAGAAGAAGGUCCGCGGCUCCGGCUGGGAGAAGCGACUCCGGGGCCGCGAUUUCGUCGGCGAGGGCGUGGACAUUGUGAUCGAGGGCCGGGACCGCAAGAAGCGGAAGAAGGAGCAAAGCUGGGAGCACGAUCUGCGCAAGGCGCGGUACUCCGCGGCGCUGGACCAGGUUCUGGGGACGAGCGACAAGACGGCGCAGUUGACGCUAUUGACAGCGCUACGACACCGCUCGGCGCUACGGGCGUCGCUCCAGAACCGCGACGAGGUGACUCUGCAGCCGGUGCUGCAGUGGGUGCACAAGAACAUCACGGAGCCGCGGCUAGUGCAGCUGAGCGUGGAGGUGGCGAUGAACGUACUGGACAUCUACUCGGGCAACCUGGGACAGUCGGCGCAGAUCGACAAGAUGGUGGAGCGGUUGCACCGGCGGGUACGCGACGAGGUGGAGAUGGCGCACCAGGCGUGCCAGACCAAGGGCAUGUUGGAGAUGCUGCAAGCCGCAGCAUAGGGUACAGCAUUGCAUUGCAUCGCAGUGAAGUGAGACAGUCUUACAAAAGCAGCAACUGUUACAACAUUAUGGAUACCUGGGCUGGAGUUUAGGUUUGGCGGCCAAGCAUAUAGCAAUGACAUAUACACACACACACUCAC
Aspergillus ibericus CBS 121593 is the source of this 2071-nucleotide messenger RNA. RefSeq names its product snoRNA-binding rRNA-processing protein UTP15. Gene Ontology annotation, biological process: positive regulation of transcription by RNA polymerase I; rRNA processing. The transcript is spliced from 2 exons. The record is from RefSeq and is a predicted model, not a curated record. Gene Ontology annotation, molecular function: protein binding. Bases 300 to 1931 code for a protein of 543 amino acids. NCBI's taxonomy places the organism in Eukaryota, Fungi, Ascomycota, Eurotiomycetes, Eurotiales, Aspergillaceae. Gene Ontology annotation, cellular component: nucleolus.